Patella vulgata (common limpet) is the source of this 4930-nucleotide messenger RNA. Its product is annotated as major facilitator superfamily domain-containing protein 6. Gene Ontology annotation, cellular component: membrane. NCBI's taxonomy places the organism in Eukaryota, Metazoa, Mollusca, Gastropoda, Patellidae. The coding region runs from base 395 to 2779 and encodes 794 amino acids. The record is from RefSeq and is a predicted model, not a curated record. The transcript has 7 exons.
UUGGCCAUCUCAUGAGCGCCGAAGCUGGUCUAUAGUAGAUUACGGGCAUCUAUAUGAAUCGUGUAAAUGAAUGGGAGGAAGGGAAUCUCUACUGACUUGCCCGUGUCGUCUAGUGUUGUGAAGCAAGUUGGUAAUUUUCUCUGUAUCGACCGCUCUUUACAAUAUAUACAUAAUACCAAGCACGUACGACUCGUUUUCGAUCGGCCGGUAUUUUCGGUCAAUAGCAUUUUUUUUCUCUCUCCCUCUAUCUUUCAAAGGAAUGGCGGAUUGCUGAUGUCUGAAGGAUGGAAUAACUCUGACAUAUGGUUUCAAAUAUGCAUGUGUUAAUUUCGUGGAUUUCCUGUUAAGUUGUUAACACUGAUUUGGAUUGAAGGAUAAUCUAAUUGCCAAGAUCAUGGAGAAGAUGGAGGAUUAUGGCUACGGGGAUGACCGAGAAGCCGAUAUGGCUUCCCCCUCCGAUGCCAAGGAGUUUCGAAGGACAGCAACUAAUCUGAACUCUCGACCAACCAAUUUUCCUCGUAGUCGACGUGACUUUAUAGACAAUUACUUAACAUUUGUAAAUAGAGACUUGGUUGUUUGCAAGUUAUUUUACUUUUUUUUCUUUGGAGCAUUUGGUUCUCUGUUUCCACUUCUGGCUAUAUAUUUCAAACAACUUGGAAUGAACGCUUCUCAAGGUGGUAUGCUUAUAGGAUUUAGACCUUUCAUAGAAUUUCUCAGUGCCCCUUUUUGGGGAGGUGUUGCAGACAAAUGGAAAAGAGCCAAGGAAUUACUUCUAUUCUCUCUCAUCUGCUGGAUUGUAUUUACUCUAGCUAUUGCCUUUGUUCACCCCCCUGCUCACAAGUGUCUGUAUACAAACCGAACGCAUACAGUUCUAGAAAACCCCAGAGGUCGUCGAGAUACAUCAUAUCUACGAGGUACACAUCAGCCAGUUAUCAGUCAUUUAGAGGUUCCUUAUCGCUAUGCUCGUUCUGCACAUGAUGAUCACGAACCAGAACAAUUAGUGAUGCUUCUUCCACAGUCGGCAAAACGAGGAACAGGUGAAUCUCCACAUCGCUUGGAUCAUAACAAAAUUGCCAAUGCUAACCAAUCAGAUGUUAAAGGACUUGUUCAUUCACCUUACAGUACCGUUGUUUACCGUGAAGAUGAAGUCAAACAUGUUUUUUUUAUACUGUUGUUGCUUGUUGUAAUAGGAGAAUUCUUCGCAGCGCCGGCCAUUACAUUCGCAGAUGCCGUAACUCUGGCAUGUCUCGGCGAAGAUAUGGACAAUUACGGUAGACAAAGAAUGUUUGGGUCUCUAGGAUGGGGUCUUAGUAUGUUUUUCGCUGGUUUAGCUUUAGAUCACUCAACAUCCUUUCCCGAACAUCCAUGUGGCACUCAGCAUGCUGCUGAAAAGAAUUAUACUGUCUGUUUCGCCAUUUUCUGUGUUCUAAUGAGUGCUGCCUUUAUUGCAGCCCUACAGUUUAGAUUUGAGCAUAUGGGACAUGGGAAGGAGAUACAGCUCUCCGAAAUAACCGAACGAGUCAAAGACAAGGUCAAGCAGACCAUCACAGGAAGAAAGAAAAUCGACCGCGAGAGGCUGGUCGAGGAAGACGACGAUGAUGACGGGGUCUUCAAACCAGAAUUAGGCUCGACAGCCUACAACCAAAACAAGUUUAGAGAAAGUAACUCCCCUGGUGAAAAUCAAUAUGGAAAAUUGAAUGGAAAUCAAGAACUUAACAUUAAACUUAACAACCGAAAUGACAUGGUGUCAGACGCCCUUAAGGCCCCUCAGGGCAAUUCCCAAUACGAAUAUCAAGAUGGUCAUUUUAUGGGCAAGUGGUUUACUGUUAUAAAACUUUUGGCUACCUAUAAAUAUCUCUCAGUACUAUUUAUAGCCUGGUUUAUGGGCUUUGGUAUUGGUAUCAUUUUUACCUUUUUGUUUUGGCAUCUUCAAGAUCUUGGUGGUAGUCCAACCCUUUUUGGUGUCGCUUCGGUCAUCAACCACAUUUCAGAACUACUGGCUUAUUUUAUGAGUGCUAAACUCAUAGCAAAAUUCGGUCAUAUUAAAGUUCUAUAUGCGGGUUUAUUAGGAAAUGUUGUUAGAUUUAUGUAUAUAUCUUGGUUACAUAAUCCGCAAUGGGUUUUACCGUUUGAAUUUGUUCAAGGAUUAACUCAUGCUGCUGUGUGGGCAGCCUGUUGUUCAUAUAUUACACAAGCUAUACCUAAAGAAUUAAGAUCCUCAGCUCAAGGUAUAUUACAAGGUCUACAUCAUGGUCUAGGUCGAGGUUGUGGUGCUGUGUUUGGCGGUGUCCUUGUUUAUAAUUAUGGUAGUGUUAUAACAUUCCGAGUAUAUGGUGUAACCUGUAUAUUCGUUUUGGCUAUUUAUAUGGGUACCAAUUAUUACCUUGAAAGACGAGGCUACUUUUCACAUGUCUCAGAAAAAAUAUCUCAUGAGAUCUUAGAGGAAGCAUCUAUCUUGGCACCGCAUGGGGUACCCUCGGGAGCUUCCGCUCUAGCUAGGGAUUUAUCCAGUAAUCGUUUGUCUGACUAUGAUCAAGGAAAUAACCAAGGAUAUGGAGCUACCCAUUAUGAAGGAAUAAACACAUUGCCAACAACCAUGCCUAAACGCGAUAAUGCAGGGAGUUAUAAUAAUGAAAUUAAUUAUAAUGGAAAUUUUGCUGACUGGUCUUCGCCCAGCACUGGCGGGGACCGAUUAUUCAUGCAGGAGCCACCAAGGAUGCCAACACAGAUGUAUCAACAACAGCCAAAUAAUACCAUGGAUCAAAUGUAUGGUCCAUAAACAGAUAUCGAUCAAACAAUGGGCCAUAUCAUAGGAAUGCCGCCGAUCUAAUGUACAAACCAUAGAUUUACAGAACAGAAAAACAGACGAAAAAAUUAGCUAAACAUGUUGGAAAUUAAUGUACGUAAUGAUGAAACGUAUAGAAAACUAUGUAUAGCUCACUUGAGACCCUUGGGUCAAUGUAUUAAAAUCUCGAUCAGUUCCACUAAGUCUAAUUAAAAUUGCAGUAGAUAUUACUAGAGCAAUGUAUUAAAAUCUCAAGUUGUACCGCUAGUUAAAUGUAUAAAUUUUACAAACUGUACCACCAGGUCAAUAAGGAUACUUUAUUAGUUGCAAUACUUGUGUCUGGUGAUUUAAUGAACACUAAAAUUAUGUUUUAAGCUGAAAAUUGUAUUAUUAUCACAAAUUAUGCCAUUAGGCCAGUUGUAUUAAAAUCUUCGGGUUAACUGUGUUAAGAUCACGAUCAUUCGUCAUUUCGUGUUCAAUGUAUUAAAAUCCAAAGUGGUACCUACAGGAUUAAUUGUAUUUUAAAAAUCCAUGUCGCUACGACUAGGUCAGUCUGUUAACAUAUCUCAAGAGAUAUUGUAUUGCGGGAAAGUGAUAUUAUUUUAAAUUCAUCAUCAUAUCACCAAAAUAUUUAAUAUCCGACAAUUAGAUAGAUGUAAAUAUACAUAGUUAAUGUAAAUUUUGAUAUAAGUAGGCUCUUUAGUAUAGGUUUAGCCAAAAGUUGGUAAAAGUACGCCGACAAUAUGCGCAUUCUGUGGUUUUCAUAUUGCGCCAGAAUCAAUACACUGUUUUAUGUUAAAAGUUAUUUUCUUACCGCUGUUCAAACUUUAAAUCCUAACACCUUUAAAGAAGUAGUUCUUGAGGUAUGUAAGUGAGUAACACUCGUUACUUCGAUUUAAAAGGCCGUUUGUAAACCUGGUCUUGUACAACUAUCUGAAGCUCUACUUUUUUAAGUACAUGUAAUACAAUUUUCAGUUCUCCGAAUAGGCUGACCAUAUGUUUCAAAAACCCACUAUGUCUAACUGUCUUGAUAAUCAUGUCUCAAUAAUUGCUGAAGUAAUUAGUAAGUGAUGGCCAUAAUUAUCAAGUCACUUGAACAAAUGGAUAAUGGGGUUUCUUUGUUACGUUAUUCUGUUAACAAAUCUAUCGAUCAUUCCCGAGCGACAUAAUAAUUUGAAUUGAAGUUUUCAGACAAGGUAAACAGGCUACUUGAUCAGAUUUUGGCGUUUAAUAUACUUACUUUAACCUACUACUUUUUUUUAAAUGUCCUAUAAAAAUGGGGACUUCACUUUAAUCUUGAAUAACAUUGAAGUGACUUUAUAUUAUAAAAAGUGUACUAGAAUUCAGUAAUAUUAGUUAGUUAGAAUGUGUAUACCUUUUCAUUUCAUUAAGAUAAUUGUCUUUUAUUCUUUCGAUCAAAUUUAACCUUUACAAAUGUUAAAAUUGUUGUCUAUUUGAUUGCUUUUCUUAGGUUCACCGACAAACUGAAAGGUGGACUUGGCUCGUAACGGCAAGGCUGUGAUACAUUUAAAGGGAGGUUACUCUGUUGUUAGAUUUUAGUUAAGACAAAUCAGGAAUGCACCAAACUAGAAUUCUGGCACAAGUCAUGGUAUCUUAUUUUAAGUUGUGUGUGACAGAAAAUGUGAGUCUCUUUAUGGGUACGAAAGUAUAUUCUAUACUUUGACUGUCUUCUACACAGCAAACAUAAUUAUGUCAAAUACGGAUUUUAUAGAAUGGGGCGCAUGUUAUAUUUUUUACUUGUAAUGCAUAUUAUAUAUGACUAUAAACUUUGAAUUCUAAUUCUAAUAUAACACAAUAAGGUGGAACACAUACUGUGUGUUUGACCACGGUCCGGACUGUGAAAGUAACACAAGUAAGACAUUGUAUAUGUUAGUCAGACAUACGUGUAUAUUUACAAGUGGUCUCACUAGAGAGAUUUUACUGUAUGUAUGUUAUAGUGUGAUUUUUAGACAUGAAUUUUAAUGUUUUAAAAACUAAAGUAAUCGCUAAAAUUAGACAUAUACGAAUGCCAUGACAUGGAUAUUGUAAUAUACUGAUUAAUAAUAAUAUAGUAUGACGAUAUGAUAGAAAAGUUGUUUGAUUGUAAAAAUGUACGUAAUAAAAUGAUAUAUAAGGAAAUAAAAA